Tachyglossus aculeatus (Australian echidna) is the source of this 2612-nucleotide messenger RNA. It is a transcript of the gene TMEM209, whose product is annotated as transmembrane protein 209. The transcript is spliced from 15 exons. Bases 23 to 1705 code for a protein of 560 amino acids. Gene Ontology annotation, cellular component: membrane. The record is from RefSeq and is a predicted model, not a curated record. Lineage: Eukaryota; Metazoa; Chordata; Mammalia; Monotremata; Tachyglossidae.
CUUUGGUUUCCAUGGUGGCAGGAUGCAGGGUGAACAGAGUCCGAGUACCUCACUCAUCGACAGAACCAUCAAGAUGAGGAAAGAGACAGAAGCUCGAAAAGUGGUUUUAGCCUGGGGGCUCCUCAACGUGUCCAUGGCAGGCAUGGUCUAUACGGAAAUGACUGGGAAAUUGAUAAGUUCAUACUACAACAUUACAUACUGGCCACUCUGGUAUAUCGAACUUGUGUUUGCAGUACUUUUCAGCCUGAAUGCCUUGUUUGAUUUCUGGAAGUAUUUCAAAUAUACUGUGGCACAGACAAGUCUGGUGAUGAGUCCUGGACAGCAAAUGCUUUUGGGUUUGAAAACAGGAGCUGUACAGGCUACCCCUCCACGGGAGUUGGUAGCAAACAAAGCCCCUCCGUCUUCUCCUUCUCCUCCAAUCCCGGGACAGAGUGUGUUGAGUUAUAGCCCAUCUCGUUCACCGAGUACCAGCCCCAAGUUCGCUUCAACUUGUAUGACUGGCUACAGCCCUCAGAUGCAAGGUCUACCAUCAAGUAGCAGUAGUUCCUAUGGCACCGCAGUGACCUACUCACCCGGGAGUGGUUAUAGUAAGGUGUCAGGGUAUAGUCCUCCCGGCUCUUCUCCUUAUCCAACCAGUAUCGGUCCACUGGAAGGCAGUGGAUUGAGGUCUCGGUUCCGGUCCUCACCCACUGUCUAUAACACCCCAACUGGUAAGGAAGAUUACAUGACCGACCUCCGGACUUUGGACAACUUCCUUCGAGGUGAAGAAGAGAAGCAGCAUAGAGUUCAUCUGAGUGGUACGGACUCCAACUCACCUUCCAGCAGUCCAACGUUCUGGAACUACAGUAGAUCCAUGGGAGAUUACGCACAGACUCUGAAGAAAUUUCAGUACCAGCUGGCCUGCAGAUCCCAAGCUCCAUCUGCUCACAAGGAUGAAGCUGACUUGAGUUCUAAACAGGCUGCAGAAGAGGUUUGGGCGAGAGUGACCAUGAAUCGACAACUCCUCGAUCAUAUGGACUCGUGGACAGCCAAAUUCAGAUACUGGAUCAACGAGACAAUAUUAGUUCCGCUUGUGCAGGAAAUUGAUUCUGUCAGUACACAGAUGAGAAGAAUGGGCUGCCCAGAGCUACAAAUAGGCGAAGCUAGUAUUACCAGUUUGAAGCAGGCUGCCUUGGUGAAAGCUCCACUCAUUCCAACACUGAAUACUAUCGUGCAGUAUCUAGACCUCACACCAAACCAAGAGUACUUGUUUGAGAGGAUGAAAGAACUGUCACAAGGAGGGUGCAUGAGCUCAUUCCGCUGGAACAGAGGAGGAGACUUCAAAGGGCGGAAAUGGGAUACAGACCUGCCUACUGACUCUGCGAUAAUUGUGCAUGUGUUUUGCACUUACCUUGAUUCCAGGCUACCUCCUCACCCUAAAUAUCCAGAUGGAAAAACUUUCACAUCUCAGCACUUUGUUCAGACACCAGAUAAGCCAGAUGUUUCAAAUGAGAAUGUUUUCUGCAUAUACCAGAGCAGCAUCAAUCCUCCCCACUAUGAACUAAUCUACCAGCGACACGUCUACAACCUUCCCAAGGGCAGAAAUAAUAUGUUUCAUACACUGUUAAUGUUCCUGUUCAUCAUAAAGACUAAAGAAUCAGGAAUGCUUGGGAGAGUUAAUCUUGGUUUAUCAGGAGUGAACGUUUUGUGGAUUUUUGGAGAUUAGAAGAUCAUAUGUGAUUUCCCCACUUGCUUGGUCUCCAAUUUGACUGGAAUAAAAAAAAGAAGACUCAAAACAUUGCUUUGCUUGGAGAAGAUACUGAAUACCAUCUCAGUCAUAAGUAUGGCAGACUCUGAAGACAGAAUGAAAAUUUGUGCAUUAAGAAGCUCUUCCUGGAAAAACAUUUUCUCCUUGACCAUAUUGGAAAAAAAUAGACUGUUAAUCAUCUAGAAGAACUUCUGUUUGUUUACAGGCAAGGAAUUGAGAACCACCCUAUGGACCAUACCCUGCCCUGUCCUGCUUUGGGAAUCACCUGAGGGAAUGAGGAAUUUUAGGUGCUAAUGGUAACUUAACUGAAUCCCAGUUUUCCCAAUGGCUCAAGGUCAAAAGUUUGAUUUACUUGUAAUACUUUAUUGCUUUAAGGACAGUGGCCAUGUCCAUUUUUAAAUAGACUACAUGAGAUUUUCUUAUACUGAUCCUAAAGAGCCAACACCUAUAUUAGAACUUGCAAUUCCAUACAUAAGAAAAUCAGGUAUUCUUUUAGAUCUUUAGUAAAAACCUAAGCCCCUUAAAGUUGAGCUUUAGUGGGCCCAGGAUUUGAUGGAAAACAAAAAAGUAUGAUCUUUUAAAAUCAUUUAUAUAGCACCAUUUUAUAUCAAACUUCUUUUAAGUCUAAGAUGUUUAGCCCUUUUAUACAAUUCUUGGAAAUGUGAUCAAGCCUUAGAUUGAAUCUUUGUGCUUCAUUAUCUCCUGUAGACAUUGUAUUUAAGAAUAACUACGUGCCACAGUUGAGGCAAUAGCAUAUGCCAAGCCAGGAUGUUUUGUAUUACUUUUUAGAGAAAUUGAUAUAUAAGGAUUUGUGUUCUCUGUUCUUUUUAAAAUUUCAUUUCCAAGUCAGGGGAAGUGUCAAUUU